Messenger RNA from Cherax quadricarinatus, 10069 nucleotides. RefSeq names its product Dolichyl-phosphate beta-glucosyltransferase wollknaeuel (gene wol). Lineage: Eukaryota; Metazoa; Arthropoda; Malacostraca; Decapoda; Parastacidae. The record is from RefSeq and is a predicted model, not a curated record. Gene Ontology annotation, cellular component: endoplasmic reticulum membrane.
UGUGCCACCUCACCCGAAGCCCAUUGUCGUUGACUCAGGCAUGGGAUUUAGGCAACGGGAACUCACCUGACCUAACUGGGAACUUAUUGUUCUCGUUUCCGUUUUUUUUGUGGGGAGGAAACUUUAUUUCCUCUUAAAUUAGAGCCAUAUAUUUUUCUCGGACUCCCGGGAGGAAGGGCUCAACAAGGCGUAAGCUUUUGUAGCUCUUAACAACCCUAACAACAACAACAGCAGCACAUCAUCACUUCCAACACUGCUGAACUCCUGUGUUCUCCUCUCUGACCAACCUGCUGGAUGGAGACGUCUUGGUAUAUAUCUUGAAGCUUAAUAAACACUUGCUUAUUUGUAUUUCCAGGAAAGACGAACACAAGGAACUGUACAAUAAACAUCUGAAAUAUCGUGGUAGUUUUCUUAGUGUCUGAUAUGGAUUUCUUAACACUACUUGGUUACUUACUUGGUAUUGCUGUUACUGCAGUUGUAAUUCUAUGUGUGGCAAUAUAUGUUAGCAGUGAAACAUACCCAAGAAAUAAUGUUUAUGAGUCAGAAAAAUUCUACAUAGAUGUUUCAACUGGCAAAAAACUGGAAUUCCCAUCCAUAACAGAUGCACCAACUAAAUCACUCUCAGUUGUUAUACCAGCAUACAAUGAGGAGAAAAGAUUACCUGUGAUGAUGAAUGAAUGCUUGAAUUACUUGGAAGGGAGAAUAAAGCAAGACAGCUCCUUCACUUAUGAAGUAAUCCUUGUAGAUGAUGGUAGUAAAGACAAAACAACAGAAGUUGGACAAAGCUACUGCAAAAAUUAUGGAUGUGAUAAAAUACGCAUUCUCACCUUGGCAAAGAACAGGGGUAAAGGAGGAGCUGUCAAAAUGGGUAUGCUCCGUUCUCGAGGGAAAUUAUUACUGUUUGCUGAUGCUGAUGGUGCUACUACAUUCUCCGAGUACAAAAAAGUAGAGACCAGCAUAAAAAAGCUGUGCAGCGAGGAAAGUGAUCUGAGUGAAGCUCUUGCAGUAUCAUGUGGAUCUCGUGCCCAUCUUGAAGAAGAGUCAGUUGCAACACGCUCCUUCUUUCGUACCAUAUUGAUGUAUGGCUUUCAUACCUUGGUAUGGCUGUUUGCUGUGCGUGGUAUUCGUGACACUCAAUGUGGCUUCAAAUUGCUUACACGAAGGACUUCUCGCAUACUGUUUAACAGCUUGCAUGUAGAAAGAUGGGCUUUUGAUGCAGAAAUGCUACAUAUAGCUCAGUGUCUUGAGAUCCCUAUUGAUGAAGUUGCUGUUGAAUGGAAUGAGAUUGAAGGAACUAAGUUGACUCCAGUACUGAGUUGGCUAGAGAUGGGUCUUGACCUAUUCAUCAUUUGGCUGCGUUACACUUUAGGAGCAUGGAGAAUAAAAGGAGAUAUAAAAGCUAAGUGAAAGUAAUUAUCUGAAGAACCAGUGCUAAAAUUAAUUAAACAUAUCCAUUAUUUUCUUUUUUAUCCAUUAUUUAGUUAACACAUUAUUUGGUCUCUUGUUGCCAAUGGAAGCACUUCCAAGGAGAAAGGGGUUGUAUUAUGAAAAGUUUGAUAAUUUCUCAGGCCUUGAACUGGCUUAACGAUAUACCCCAUAAAAAAAUAACCCUUCUUUUAUUUGAUAUUUUUUUAUGCUAUAUGAUAUUCAUGUAUUUACUGAGUUAACCUUCAUUCCACAUGUAGUAUUAAAAUUAUUCUUUAAAUAUGACAGAUGCAAUAAUGAUCAAGAUAAGGAAGUGUGUAUUGAACUGCUGUCUACUUUCUUGAAUUAAGUGGCUCCAUUUUGAGAUUUUCUUUGACCAACAAGUAUUUGUUAAUUUAUUUUAGUGAAUCUUUAUUUUUAUAACUGUUUUAGAUAAAAGAUUACAGUUUUAAUAGUGUGAUAUUUAGUUUCUCAUUAAAAUAAUAUUUAUAAUAUAAAGUCUUCCAGUAAAAGUAAUAACAUGAAAUUUUUUAUGAUAAUAGCCAAAAAAUUCUUUGAGAUUCAUGAACUUUCCUCUAAAAUUUGAAUAUGUAUAAUGUAGAAAUUCCACAAUAUAGACAUUGCACAAAGUAGAAAUUUAAAAGAAAAUUGUUCCUCAUUUUUCAAGUACAUAUAUUUACUCUUGUGUACCAUUUUACUAAGAUGGGCUACUUGCUAUGUUUGUAAGUGUGUAUAUACACACACUGUGUAAACAUUUUAUUCAUAAUAUUUUCAACAACAUUGAACACAUUCCUUAUGUGACAAGAAAGGAUAAACUAUAUAGUUUUGAUUUUGAAGAGCAUGUACAAUUGCAAUGCUCAUCUCCUGACCUGCUUUUAUUGCCGGAAUUUUACUUGCUGUAUAAGCCUAGAAGACUUGGAAAUUUAGGUUUUAUUUUUGAGUUUUAAGAAUAACCGGUAAGUUACUAGGUAAAAUGAAUUCAACAGCUUCUAAAUAAUAAUUUUUUUUCUAAUAACUGACGAGAUAACAAAUGUAGAUAAGAUAACAGAUAUAUGUAGUUUUUUCUCCAUCUAUUUCUUCUGUUUAAGGUGCUUGAACUGUCAAGAGUUAUUAGCACAGCAAAUGUAGCUUACACACCAUCUAGGAUGAGGGGCCAGGAAUGGGAACCUAAAUAUGUUUAUUGAGGCACAAGUAAGUAUGAAGAUGCAGAAUGAAUAAUUGAGCCUAUACAAUUCAAAUGUAAAUGUCAUAGAACUAAUUCAUGUCCAAUUUUUAUCAUAAUUCUAGCCCAAAAGCUAAAUCUUGACCCUGAUAAACUCAAGUUAGCAAUUACAAGAGAGCCCCUAGUCUGUUUUCAUAUUGCUUUUAUACAUCAUUUAAUUUACAUGCUAGAGCAUACCACCCCUUACUAUGUGACCGACAACAGUAGACAUCCAGAUACAGUACCUGCUAAGCACUGUAUCUAUCUACAUACCUAGAUUACCCCCGUCCAUCUAGCAGUACCUGCUAGAUGAAUAGGGGCAGCAGAGUAAAGAGAAUUGUCCCUGCUUCAUCAAAAUGGGAAUGAAAUGUGGGUUCUUUCAUUUAUGAGAUGAAUGUUCUGCCCCUGAGAUACAGGUCACUAUUACUGUGCAUUAUUAAGCAUAAAUAAAGUCAGAUUCGAAAAUUGAGAGUUGACACUGUAGAGUACAUACAGUUUACUCAUAUUUGCAGGAGGACUGCAGCAUGUAAAAUUAAGAAUUAAAUAUUCAAGUUCAUUUGCACUAUAUAGUUAACCAUCAGACAGGUGAGUUUGAUGAAACAAGAAACCAGGAGACCUGGUAAUGGAGCCUACAGAAUCUCUAGGGGCAUAUACAAUAAAAUAUAUUUUGGUAUUGGAUAUUAGUCAUAAAACUUUGCAAAAAUAUUUUGGUUCUUGAUUUUUUUUUUACCUAAUGGCCAUUUCCCGCCAAGGCAGGGUGAUCCAAAGAAAACACUUAUUGUAUAUUAGUUACAUUUAAAAAAAUAGAUAUAGGACUAAUAAAUGGGCCUCUUAAUAAGCCUCCAGGCUUGUAUUUCUAUUUUUGUUUACUUCUGUUACUUAUUUUUUUCUUACCUUUUUGCAUUGCAUAUUUUCAUCAGUUCAUUAAUUUCAGUAACUCUUCCAAUACUUGAAAUUUAUGUGUUUCUCAUUUCAUGUUUAACUCUCGUGGGUCAGAGUUGGAAAAAGUACCAUAUAUUUUCAUGCAGUCCUUUCCCUGAAUCUAUUUAAAUAUUUCUACCUUUCAUAACCCUAGGAAUUCACUUUUUCUCUCUCUUACAUUAUUUCCCAUGCUUUUUACUACAUUUGUAUGGUAUUCUACCAUAUAAUUUUUAAAGGAUAAAAUACAGAAAUUGGCGAUAAGCUUUAGAAAGUAUGAGGUGCUAUCAAGCAAUUCUGGCACUGCUGUUGCUGCAAAAAAAAUAUAGGCUUGCCUCAUCACCUGGUCAAAGUUGCCUUCCUCAACUUAGGAGGCUGUACACUGAUCCUAGCACCACUGCCAUUUCUCAAAACAUUUUUGGAACUCUUCUUUCCUAAUGGUGCCAAGCAAGCUCUGCAAUUUUGUUUGAAUCUUUUCAUCAUUAAAACACUGCCCCUUGAAUGCCAUUUUUAUUUUUUAGAAGAGAAAGAAGUCGCAGGGAGCUAAAUCUUGGGAAUUGAAAGGGUAGGAUAUUACCAUGUUAUUUUCCAAUGUUGGCAUCUAUUUGUGACUUUGACUUUGAUGGAUGACCAGAGCAUUCAUCCCUCAACUGAUGUUCAUCCUGCCUUGAAUCAAGAAAACCAUUCAAAACACUGUCUGAUCCAUUGCUUUGUCACUAAUUGUUUGCUGAAGCAUUUUGUGAGGGGUCACUAACUGGUUGAUUAAGCUUGAAACAGAAUCUGUGUAUGUAUAUAAUGCGUAUAUAUAAUGAAAGUAGUUUGUUAGAUUAUGUAUUGGUGGAUAAAAGGUUGAUGGGUAGGCUCCAGGAUGUACACGUUUAUAGAGGGGCAACUGAUAUAUCGGAUCAUUAUUUAGUUGUAGCUACAGUUAGAGUAAGAGGAAGAUGUGAAAAGAGAAAAAUGGCAACAACAAGCAAGAGGGAGGUGAAAGUGUAUAAACUAAGGGAGGAGGAAGUUCAGGUGAGAUAUAAGCAACUAUUGGCAGAAAGGUGGGCUGGUGCAAGUAUGAGUAGUAGGGGAGGUUGAAGAGGAUUGGAAUAGUUUUAAGAAUGCAGUAUUAGAAUGUGGGGCAGCAGUUUGUGGUUAUAGGAGAGUGGGUGUAGGAGGAAUGAGGAGUGAUUGGUGGAAUGAUGAAGUAAAGGGUGUGAUAAAAGAGAAAAAGUUAGCUUAUGAGAGGUUUUUACAAAGCAGAAGUGUUAUAAGAAGAGUAGAGUAUAUGGAGAGUAAAAGAAAGGUGAAGAGAGUGGUGAGAGAGUGCAAAAGGAGAGCAGAUGAUAGAGUGGGAGAGGCACUGUCAAGAAAUUUUUAUGAAAAUAAGAAAAAAUUUUGGAGCGAGUUAAACAGGUUAAGAAAGCCUAGAGAACGAAUGGAUUUGUCAGUUAAAAAACAGAGUAGGGGAGUUCGUAGAUGGGAAGAUGGAGGUUUUGGGUAGAUGGCGAGAAUAUUUUGAGGAACUUUUAAAUGUCAACGAAGAAAGAGAAGCGGUAAUUUCAUGCAGUGGCCAGGGAGGUAUACCAUCUUUUAGGAGUGAAGAAGAACAGGAUGCGAGUGUGGGGGAGGUGCGUGAGGCAUUAUGUAGAAUGAAAGGGGGUAAAGCAGCUGGAACUGAUGGGAUCAUGACAGAAAUGUUAAAAGCAGGGGGGAUAUAGUGUUGGAGUGGUUGGUACUUUUGUUUAAUAAAUGUAUGAAAGAGGGGAAGGUACCUAGGGAUUAGCAGAGAGCAUGUAUAGUCAUUUUAUAUAAAGGGAAGGGGGACAAAAGAGAUUGUAAAAAUUAUAGAGGAGUGAGUUUACUGAGUAUACCAGGAAAAGUGUACUGUAGGGUUAUAAUUGAAAGAAUUAGAGGUAAGACAGAAUGUUGGAUUGCGGAUGAGCAAGGAGGUUUCAGAGUGGGUAGGGGAUGUGUAGAUCAAAUGUUUACAUUGAGGCAUAUAUGUGAACAGUAUUUAGAUAAAGGUAGGGAAGUUUUUAUUGCAUUUAUGGAUUUAGAAAAGGCAUAUGAUAGAGUGGAUAGGGAAGCAAUGUGGCAGAUGUUGCAAGUACAGUAUAUGGAAUAGGUGGUAAGUUACUAAAUGAGGAUAGUGAGGCUCAGGUUAGGAUGUGUAGAAGAGAGGGAGACUACUUCCCAGUAAAAGUAGGUCUUAGACAGGGAUGUGUAAUGUCACCAUGGUUGUUUAAUACAUUUAUAGAUGGGGUUAUAAAAGAAGUAAAUGCUAAGGUGUUCGGGAGAGGGGUGGGAUUAAAUUGUGGGGAAUCAAAUACAAAAUGGGAAUUGAAACAGUUGCUUUUUGCUGAUGAUACUGUGCUCAUGGGAGAUUCUAAAGAAAAAUUGCAAAGGUUAGUGGAAGAGUUUGGGAGUGUGUAAAGGUAGAAAGUUGAAAGUGAACAUAUAAAAGAGUAAGGCGAUGAGGGUAUCAAAUGAUUUAGAUAAAGAAAAAUUGGAUAUUAAAUUGAGGAGGAGGAGUAUGGAAGAAGUGAAUGUUUUCAGAUACUUGGGAGUUAGCGUGUCGGCGGAUGGAUUUAUGAAGGAUGAGGUUAAUCAUAGAAUUGAUGAAGGAAAAAAGGUGAGUGGUGCAUUGAGGUAUAUGUGGAGACAAAAAACAUUAUCUAUGGAGGCAAAGAAGGGAAUGUAUGAAAGUAUAGAAGUACCAAUACUCUUAUAUGGGUGUGAAGCUUGGGUUGUGAAUGCAGCAGCAAAGAGGCAGUUGGAGGCAGUGGAGAUGUCCUGUCUAAGGGCAAUGUGUGGUGUAAAUAUUAUGCAGAAAAUUCGGAGUGUGGAAAUUAAGAGAAGGUGUGGAGUUAAAAGUAUGUCAGAGGGCUGAAGAGGGGUUGUUGAGGUGGUUUGGUCAUUUAGAGAGAAUGGAUCAAAGUAGAAUGACAUGGAGAGCGUAUAAAUCUGUAGGAGAAGGAAGGCGGGGUAGGGGUCGUCCUCGAAAAGAUUGGAGGGAGGGGGUAAAGGAGGUUUUGUGAGCGAGGGGCUUGGACUUUCAGCAAGCGUGCAUGAGCGUGUUAGAUAGGAGUGAAUGGAGACGAAUGGUAUUUGGGACCUGACGAUCUGUUGGAGUGUGAGCAGGGUAAUAUUUAGUGAAGGGAUUCAGGGAAACCGGUUAUUUUUAUAUAGCCAGACUUGAGUCUUGGAAAUGGGAAGUACAAUGCCUGCACUCUAAAGGAGGGGUUUGGAAUAUUAUCAGUUUAGAGGGAUAUGUUGUGUAUCUUUAUAGGUAUAUGCUUCUAAGCUGUUGUGUUCUUAGCACCUCUGCAAAAACAGUAAUUAUUUGUGAGUGAGGUGAAAGUGUUGAAUGAUGAUGAAAGUAUUUUCUUUUUGGGGAUUUUCCUUCUUUUUUGGGUCAUCCUGCCUCGGUGGGAGAUGGCUGACUUGUUAAAAAAAAAUAUAUAUAUAUUUUUUAACAUGUCGGUCGUCUCCCACCGAGGCAGGGUGACCCAAAAAGAAAGAAAAUCCCCAAAAACAAAAAUGCUUUCAUCAACACUUUCGCCUCGCUCGUAAUUAAUCACUGUCUUUGCAGAGGUGCUCAGAUAUGACAGUUUAGAAGUCUCUCCAGACUGCCUAUAUCCCAAACCCCUCUUGUAACCCUUUGACUGUUUCGGUCAUAAUAUACGUCUUGCGAACCACUGUUUCUGACGUAUUUAUAUGCGUAAAUUCUAGCGGCUUCAAAUCAAGUGGGAGAAAGCUGGUAGGCCCACAUGUGAGAGAAUGGGUCUGUGUGGUCAAUGUGCACCACAUAAAAAAAAUCCUGCAGCACGCAGUGCGUAAUGAGAAAAAAUGAUCGUUUUUUGGACUAAAACACUGACUUUGAGGUGUAUUUUUGUAGAGUAUUUAUCGUUGUAUUCUCCUUUUCAUGGUCUUGGGUGAUAAAAUGGAAAACAUAUUACAGAAAUAGAGAUGAUUUUGAUUAGUUUCACAAAAACGACCUUGAAAUUGAGCUCAAAGUAGCGGAAAUGUUCGAUUUUUACCAAUGUUCAGGAGUAAGCAAAUCACACCACACGUCUAAUACACUUCAACUGGGGAGUCUAAUAUUCUUUCACUAGUGCACUGAUAUUAUUUAUACCAUUUUUACAAUAAUGCAGUAGCCUGCAAAACAGUAAAUUUUGUAUUUUUUUUGUAUGACUAAAAAAUCAAAAUAGAAAGCAAUAGUAAUAUAAGAGGGGCCUAGAGAUGUGACUAAUGAACAGAGGAUAUGUUAUUUUAGUGCCAAGAAUGUCUACAUUGUUUAUUCUGGACCGUAUUUUGAAAUUGGCAUCUUUUUUAAUUUGCGUGAAAUUGGCCAAAUUGCCAAUUUCUGACCACUUUAUUGGGUAGCUAAAAUCGGUAAAUGGGCAGUUUCUUGUACUCAACUGAUAGAAAAAAUGGAGUUCUAAAGAAAUAGCUAUGAUUUUGGUCAACUGGAACAACGGAAUUGGCCAAAAACAGGGCUCAAAGUCGGCACAAUCACUGAUGCUUAUAUGUUACCGAGACCGCUAACUUUGCGGGAGUGUAAUUCCGUGAGUUUUCGACCAAAUUUCGUACUUUUGGUGUCAUUACCAUUGGGAAAAGAUUCUCUAUCAUUUUAUAAGAAAAAAUAAUUUUUUUUUUUCCAAAAAUUAAUCGACAUAGAAUGAGUUUCAGAAAGGGGCCUGCGACAGUCAAAGGGUUAAAGUGCAGGCAUUGUACUUCCCAUUUCAGGGCUCAAGUCUGGCUAACCGGUUUCCCUGAAUCCUUUAACAAAAUAUUACCCUGCUCACACUCCAGCAGCUCGUCAGGUCCCAAAAACCGUUCGUCUCCAUUCACUCCUAACAUGCUCACACGUGCUUAUAAUAAUUACAAUAUCUUUAUUUACAAGGUAUACAGGCCUAGCUGACAUGAGUGACAUACUAGUAUAUAGAAAGCCGCUUGUUAUGCUGAGCAUUUCGGGCAAAUUAGGUCAGUUUUUGUCCCAGGAUGCAACCCACACCAGUCGACCCACAUGCAGGUACCCAUUUUACACUGAUGGGUGAACAGGGACAGCAGGUAUCUUAUGGAAACACGUCCCUAAUGUUUUCCAGCCUUACCUGAGGAGAUUCGAACUUGAUCUCGUUGUGUGAGCCGAGUGCGCUAGCGAUCGAGCUAUGGGACACUGAAGUCCAAGCCCCUCGCCCACAAAACCUCCUCUGACCUUUUUGAGGAUGACCCCUACCCCACUUUCCUUUCCCUACAGAUUUAUACUCUCUCCAAGUCAUUCUACUUUGAUCCAUUCUCUCUAAAUGAACAAACCACCUCAGCAACCCCUCUUCAGCCCUCUGACUAAUACACUACUUUUAGUGACUCCACACCUCCUCCUAAUUUCUACACUGAAUUCUCUGCAUAAUAUUUACACUCAUUACCCUUAGACAGGACAUCUCCAUUGCCUCCAGCCACCUCCUUGUUGCAGCAUUUGCAACCCAAGCUUCACACCCAUAUAAGUGUGUUGGUACCACUAUACUUUCGUACAUUCCCUUCUUUUCCUCCAUAGAUAACGUUUUUUGACUCCACAUAUACCUCAAUGCACCACUCACCUUUUUUCCCUUCAUCAAUUCUAUGGUUAACCUCAUCCUUCAUAAACCCCUCCGCUGACAUGUCAACUCUCAAAUAUCUGAAAACAUUCACUUCUUCCAUACUCCCUGUCUCCAGUGUGAUAUCCAAUUUUUCUUUGUCUAAAUUGUUUGAUACCCUCAUCACCUUACUCUUAUCUAUGUUCACUUUCAACUUUCUACCUUUACACACCCUCUCAAACUCGUCCACUAACCUUAGCAACUUUUCUUUAGAAUCUCCCAUAAGCACAGUAUCAUCAGUAAAAAGCAGCUGUCUCAACUCCCAUUUUUUAUUUGAUUCCCCAUAAUUUAAUCCCACCUCUCCCCCAACAGCCUAACAUGUGCUUCUUUUACAACCCCAUCUAUAAAUAUAUUAAACAACCAUGGUGACAUUACACAUCCCUGUCUAAGACCUACUUUUACCAGGAAGUAGUCUCCCUCCUACACACCCUAACCUGAUAACAUGUCUGUCUCUCACUCAUUGUUUUUCUGAAGAUUCCACUCUGUUAUACAAAAAAAAUCCCCAAAGUGCACUGACAUGACAAAAGCUGCUUAUCUAACCUCAAUGGAAUGACUGACCGCACUGAAACUUGACAUGUUACUUCACAGAGGAGUGUACUGUGCAGCUUGAUUUUUACCAUCCCCAUAUUUCACCCAGGAAGCACGCAGAUAGUAGUAAAGGAACUUUUUGAUAGCACCUCAUGUGUGUCCGAGAAUAUUUGUAUCUUUUUGGGUGUCUAACACUCGUUAUAAUUUGACCCAAAUUUAUUUUUAUUAUAUUAUACCUGUAUAAUAAGUAUAAGGAAUAUUGUAAUCAAUUUUGUGCAUGACAUUGUUUAAUACCACAUUUCUGGAAGGAAUUUUGUACAACUUGGUGGUUCAGUAUUUAUCACAAAUAGGUACCCUAAAAAAAAGCCCAGGU